AUGGAAUUCAGAUCAAAGUCAUGCAAAGAUGAAAAGCUACAAAUUGAAGGCAAGGUGACCCCAACAAGCAUGCAAGAACUGAGGUGUUACAGUGCUAAUUAUGUUUAUAAUCCAAACUUGACAUGUAAUAAAGAGGUGAAGAUGAAGAAAUUAGGAAAAAACACAUCAAAGAGUUGGAGCUUCAUGAAUGAUCCUGAAUUGCAGAGGAAGAAGAGAAUUGCUGGCUACAAAAUGUAUGGGGCUGAAGGGAAAAUGAAAGGGUCUCUAAGGAAGAGUCUGAGGUGGAUCAAAAAUACUUACACUCAAGCUAUCUAUGGAAGGUGGUGA
Molecule: messenger RNA, 327 nt
Organism: Medicago truncatula (barrel medic)
Lineage: Eukaryota; Viridiplantae; Streptophyta; Magnoliopsida; Fabales; Fabaceae
Exons: 1
Coding region: 1-327 (108 amino acids)
Source: RefSeq, a predicted model, not a curated record